GGAAGUUCUGAGAAUUUCUUGUCUCAGGAUGUCAAAAGGAACAUCAAGUAUUACUUACCCGGUAGGAGGAGAAAUUGAGUUUGUCUGUGCUUCUCAAAGCCACCAACGAAGGCCUAGUGCCACAAGAAUCAGCAAUGUUAGUCUAGAAGACAUUACGAGCACGCUGCUAAAGACUGAACAAGUUGCUGCUGAAUGGUUGCAACUAGUAGCAAAAGUAUUUUGGAAAGGAGGUUCUACGUUUGAUGCAUGGCUGAAUGCAUCCUCGGCUCAGAUUGCUCAAGUAUUGCUAACCUUUCCAUACUCGUUUGCACAAAUGGGCCUCGCCUCUGGAAUGGCAUUCAUGCUUUUGUAUGGACUUUUAGGAUGCUGGUCUUCCUACACAAUGACAUGCCUAUAUGCCGACUAUCGAAAGCUAAAAGAGAUGCAAAACGUCACUUUUGAGCAUCAUACCAUUCAGUGGUAUGAGGUGCUGGACGGUCUUCUAGGCCCCUGGUGGAAAGCAGCAGGACUUAUAUUCAAUGGCGCUCUCCUUUUCUGCACAGCAACCAUUCAACUCAUAGCCUGUGGAAGCACAGUGUACUACAUUGGCGAUGAUCUGGACAAGCGUUCUUGGACAUUGAUUUUUGGUGCCUGUUGCUCGUUGAGCAUUCUCAUCCCCACUGCACACAACUAUAGAAUGUGGUCCUUUGCAGGAAUUAUCAUGACGACUUACACGGCAUGGUAUUUAGCUCUGGCUUCCCUAUCCAUAAAAAGAGAACCAUCUGUGACACACCAUGGACCCGUAAGCACCGAGGAAUAUUUCACAGGAGCAACGAACUUCCUAUACGCAUUCGGAGGUCACGCAGUUACAAUAGAAAUCAUGGAUGCGAUGUGGGAGCCCAAGAAGUUUAAGAGCGUGUACGUCUACGCCAUUGCCUACGUACUUUUGAUCCUUUUGAUCCCGUCCGCGGUGACAGUCUACUUGAGAUUCGGUGACAAAAUGCUGAUAAAUCCCAACGCUUUCGCUGUGCUGCCAAAGACAAAGUUUAGAGACGCGGCCGUGAUUCUCAUGGUUAUCCACCAGUUUAUCGAGUUUGGACUCCUCGCGAUCCCCAUCUAUAUCAUCUGGGAAAAAUUUCUAGGAGUCCAUCACAAGCAGUGUUACAUCAUGAAAGUGAUAGCCAGAGUACCUGUGAUACUGGGAAUUUGGUUCGUGGCUCUCAUGAUUCCUUUCUUCGGCCCAAUCAACUCCAUAGUCGGAUCGUUCCUCACGAGCUCUAGCAUUUAUAUUUUGCCCUGCGCAGCACACAUUACGUACUAUGGGAUGCGAGCAUCGAGAAGCGGCUCCGCCGAGCCGCAUUCUUGGAUCGGCGCCUACUACUUGAACCUCGGCACGAUCGCGUGGGUGCUGAUCGUCGGCGUGGGAUUUGGCGCCUGGGCGAGCAUCCAAAACAUGAAGAAAGAGAUCGAUACCUUUGGCUUGUUCGCCAAAUGUUACCAAUGUGACCAAGAACCCUAAAAUUUAAAUUUCAUUCUGAAGAACCCUAGUCGCCCACCGCGGAGAUUCUCGCCAUUCGCUUUCUCCAGCGGACAAUUAUGAGCGCGAUCAGCACCGACACGGCGAUGAUCACCGAGAAGGCGCCAAUGGCUGUGUUGGCAACGAUUCUCAGGGCCUUGGCGGAUCGGCGCCCGGGAGGUAGGGCUCCGCCGGACGUUUUGAUCUUGAGGAACAUCGACGACGCAUAUCCUUGGCGCAGGGGCGUCACCGCGACGGUGUAGAGCGUAGUGACGUGGUAGCAGGCGCUGUCAUGGAUCCCAACCUGGAAGAACGCCGCAAUGCAGCUACAAUUCAAGAGGCAGGAUUCCUUGCAAGCAUUGGGAGAGAGCUGUGGAAUCCCUUGCAUGAAUUCCAGCGGCUGAUAAUCGUAGCCGGGGGCUUCGACGAGCUCGUGGCUGCCGCUGCUGUUGCAUCGAUCAUCCGUCAACGACAUUUCCCCCGGGAGAGAGCAUCCUCCCAGCGGAUUCGUCCGAUCGAUUGGCUCCAGCUGGAGCGAUGGAUCGAAGUCGAGGCAAGCACAGCUGUUCCAGAAUCGCACAGUACCGUCAUAGUGGAGCUUGAGGAACUUCCCAAACUGGAGGCAAAAUGGCGCGGUGAUUUUCUUGGUUGCUACCACGGACUCCAUCCUGUUAUAUGCUACAAGAUAGCAGCUCUCGAUCAUCAGGAGCUCGAGCGCGGCCAACGAGACCCCGAGGCUGGAGCUCGAGAAAAAAGCUCCCUUGGCUCCUGUUUGUGUAAGAGACACUGGAGACGAGCUUGCUUCCCGGCACGAACUUUUGUUUCGGAAGCAACAAGUCCGUGGGGUGGUCGAAGCUCUGCCAGAUGAUCUCGCCCCCGCUGCCGAGGAGGACGAGGUUUCCGGUGUCGAGGACCUCCAUAGCCACAACUCCUCGGCCCGAGGUGCCGGAGGACCACACCUGGAUGGGGCCUUGGCUCAGGACUAAGUUACCAUCUUCUCCAAACGCGAGAGUGGCGUUGGCGGAGAGUGGGAAGUCUCGGUUGGCCUGCCAGACGCUGACGACGGUGUCCGACGAGAUUGUGCACUCUACAUCCGGGAUGAGGGGGAUGGAGAUGGACAAGUAAUAGAUUGGAGAGGUGGAGCAAGCUCGCGUGAAUCCCAGCGCGUGGUUCGUGUCAACGUUGAGAAGCAUGAAGUCCGGCUCAAUACCUGACUCAAGCGUCCAUUCUGUGUUGACAGGAGCCGUGCUUAUAGCAGCAAAGACAGUGGUGCGAUCAAGGAGAACGAGGAAGAUCAUUAAAGGCAGCACCACCAUAGCCAGAGCACGCGGGAUGGAAGAAAGUUUGGAAAGAACAAGGAUAAAGGCAUUGGGGAGUCUGAAAGACGAUCACAGGUGGGCUUUUUGUAUUUUUACUGAAGCUUCACGCGUUGAUUCACUAGGACGAGAACACCAAAGAUUAAAUGCUGGACUGAUCAUUGAUAGAGGUAAUGAAACAAACUCCUCUAUCUCGGGGAUCACUAAGU
This is a messenger RNA of Selaginella moellendorffii, 3020 nucleotides long. RefSeq names its product auxin transporter-like protein 3. The transcript is spliced from 10 exons. NCBI's taxonomy places the organism in Eukaryota, Viridiplantae, Streptophyta, Lycopodiopsida, Selaginellales, Selaginellaceae. The record is from RefSeq and is a predicted model, not a curated record. Gene Ontology annotation, cellular component: plasma membrane. The coding region runs from base 29 to 1498 and encodes 489 amino acids.